CGCAGAAAGAGGUGUUAAAUCCAAGGGCAAAACUUCCUAUAAAAUAUCCCUACCGACAAAUUCAUAUUUUGUAGAUCUGAUCUAGUGACGCACGCUCUCCCAGUUAAGUGCAUUUUGUUGUAGCACGUGUAAUUAAAAGGGCAAGGAAAAAAGUUGAUAUUUAUUUGAUUACAGAACGUCUUUCAUACUCCUGUAUUGCUGUGCCUAAACAACAUCCCUGCUGGUUCUAUGGCUAAUUGCUGACUAGUGUUUUAAAGCAGGUGGGCAGAUGUGUCUGCUUGCUUUUGUAAAGCGUGUGUGUGCCAUUUUGUAAUAGAAGAAGAGUAAAAAAAACGUUCUCACUUCUGCUUUAUUCACGCAGUGGCCUAAUCUGUGUAAGUGCUUGGGUGUGUGAGACUGAGAUCUAUAACUGUCAUUACUUCCUCAGUGAGCAGUUAGAGACGACAGUCUACAGACCUUCGAAACAGUUCAUCCAUGGGAUAGAUAGAUAGAUAUUUUUGUAUUCAGAAACCGUACAAACAGGUAUCCCACUGUUCUAAAACAAGGUGGCUAUCAUGCUCGGAGAAGCUUUCCUUCAUUUUCUGAACUGCAAAGAUGACGCCAGGAAUCAUGCUGAACAUAAUGAAACACACUCACGCACCCCCACCAACCGCCCUGACCCUUGUAUGGCGAAAGCUGCUGCCAGAUCAUCUCUGACACUGCAGACGGUUAGAGCCUGUAGGCCUGUAGGCCCUGAAAAGCCAAGACCUUGCCGGGCCUCUGCACCCAGCAACGCUGUGCCUAUUCUCAGCUGUGAUGGGGAAGAUCACUUGGGCAUGACGUUGUAUUGCUCCUGGUGCUGUCCCAGCUUCUAUAAAGACUAUCCGGACCUCCGACUUGCAGGUGAUCGGCUGGAGCAUUGGAGUCCUCAUAACCUAGACCUGCUUAGCUCAGAGGACAACGGACCACUGCUACAAUCUCAGGACCUGAGCUCUCUGGAACCUUCUCUGGAUCAAAAUCAACAGUUAAAUUCAGAAACACAGCAGGAUGAGGGCUAUCUUGUUAUGGAGAGCGUUCAGGGUCCUGGCUGGGAGAGGAGGCUCACCAACUCCAUGUUGAAUGGUUAUCUGGAGAAUCAAAUGCUGGAGGUGUUUUGUCAGCACAUGCACAACAUGGCUUGCUGUGGAUCAUCAUUGCCUGGCACUGAUGUCAUGCCAACACUGGUGCCCACCAGCCUGACCGUACCGAAAGAGCAUAGCACCAAUCGGGAAGAGAUGGAUUCUUCAUCCAAAAAUGUUGUGCGGUACUUGAGCACUUGUUCAGCUCCGGCCACGUCCCAUUUCAGCUCACCUGUGCUGCGUAUCUCAGAAGCUGAGGAGCCACCCUCGUAAACACGCCCACUUAUCAUGAUGACGUCAUUCCUGUUCUCAUUAAAUUCCCUCUCUUGGUCCCAUGUAUUUUUACCAAAACACAAAUAAUUUAGCAAUGGCAUGGGGAAUGAUGUGGAUCACAGCAGAAAAUCACUUUAACUCAUUAAUGUAGAUCAUUUUACACAUUUUACAUUUUAACUGGGUAAUAGUUGUAAAGUGUUUCAACAAAAAAACAUUUAGUAAAUGCCUUAUUUAAAGUGGCAAUUUGUCAUAAGUGCCAGCAGUAUUCAGUUCAGUACACAUUUAUUUCUAUAGCACCUUUCAGAAUUUUGCAUUAUUGCAAAGCAGCUUUACAGUGAAUAUGUAUAAGGACAGACAGUAGUGACAAGAGUAAAAAACAGGAAACUGUGAAAUAUAAAGACUACAUUGUAUUAUUGCAUUUAUUUUCUUUAUAUGAUGUACAUUGAUAAAACUAAAAAAACUAAGUUUUCAACUGGACCUUUAUAUUUAUAGAGCUAAUAAUCAAGUGUGUGUAUAAUUUGUUAAACAAGAUGUAUUAGUACACAAUGCCAGGUUUGGAGUAUGUGCAAGAUUAUUACACAAGCUAGAGCAGAAGUGAAAUGCAGAAAGGAGAGAAAGAGAAGAGAAACUUAUACUGGUCCAGUAGACCUUCAUUGUUAGUGUAUCAUAAUAACCAAUAGCCACCAAACGACAAAAGCUCCUGAAACCAGAGGUCACUUCUAGAGAAACCCGAAGCACAAUUUCAACAUUAUGGCUCCGUCUUUUUUCUCCUUACUCAUUACCUCCCAUCCUUUCUUUCAUUUUCAUUGUAAGUUUUACCAAACAGUAUUACCACAAUUUGUUUUAAGAAAAGAGGAACCGAGCUGUCAUGUGUAGAUUAUAUAAUGACGUUUACAAAUGUUACUGCUUACUUCAGUCCUGCUCCAGCUUUCAUUUUCUAUGUUGAUUGAAACGUCAUCAGCAAAUAUCCUGUUUUGUGUAUAUUAAUAAUUAAUGAAUCUAUUGAAUCUGAUUAUUUUAUGAGUUAUUUGUGAUAAAAUAAGAACGAAGUUUAUUCAACGUGAGUGGACAAUUACUCUUUUUUUGUUAAAUCGCACCACCUGCUGGUGCUAUUGAUACAUUACACUGAGGCGUAGACUAACAUGGUUCGGGCGCCCUCUGCUGGUAUUUUUCAGAACAGCGUCCAAUGUCUCCACGAUGGGUUAUGUCAUACUGGCCAUGACAUUGUCAUUUACUCUGUGCUGUAAGACUUAAUUUGUUUCAUAUUACUUCGAUGUUUACAGCUAAAAUACAUUCCCUUUUGUAGAGUAUGUGUUAAAUUGAACAUCAUAUAUGAAUAAAGUAACGGAUUGGUAUUUAAAUCUA
Triplophysa rosa is the source of this 2735-nucleotide messenger RNA. RefSeq lists its product as uncharacterized. The record is from RefSeq and is a predicted model, not a curated record. NCBI's taxonomy places the organism in Eukaryota, Metazoa, Chordata, Actinopteri, Cypriniformes, Nemacheilidae. Bases 555 to 1370 code for a protein of 271 amino acids. The transcript is spliced from 3 exons. Gene Ontology annotation, biological process: regulation of toll-like receptor signaling pathway.